AAAAAAAAAAAAAAGAGAAAGAAAACAGAGAGAAAAUGGAGCUGAACCAGCAGGAUUACUUAGAAGAACUGCUAGGUCUAAGGAGAGAUACAUGGGACAAUUCACUUACAUUUACAGAAACCAACGAAGACUUCUUCUUCUCCAACAAUGACUGGAAAAAUUUGAGUUUUGAUGGUUUCGACACGGACCUAGAAGCCAUUAAUCUUCAAAAUUCUUUCUUCACUACUGAAGAAUUUUCCGGGAAAGUAGCUGGUGGAGAUUUCUGUUACUCUUCUUUCGAUUUAUCGACAGCGGCGGCUAAUUCCUCCGAUGUUCCCUUUGCCGACGAUAAUAUCUGCGGUCAGCAGAUCACCAACUCGUCGCAAAACACGUUCGAUACGCCGCCGUUUCAUGAUACGCCGCCGCUUCAGGAUACGCCGCCGUUUCAUAUGCAGGAAGAUUGUAACUCGUUUGGAUUGGCGGAAGAUUUGCAGGCUUGUUUCCAAGUUGAGUCGCCGCCUGUUUUCAGCAUUAGGAGAAAAAAUGGGCGAGGGAAGAAGAUGGAAGGUCAGCCGUCGAAGAAUCUAAUGGCGGAGAGGAGGAGGCGAAAGCGGCUUAACGAUCGACUUUCCAUGCUAAGAUCCAUUGUACCCAAUAUAAGCAAGAUGGACAGAACAUCAAUUCUUGGAGACACGAUAGAGUACAUGAAAGGAUUAAUGGAGAGAAUCAAGACUCUGCAACAAAAAAUUGAAGAAGGUGGUUCAGAUGAUCAGUUGAACAUGGUGAAUAUUUUCAGGGAUGUAAAAAAACCAAAUGAAAUCUUAAUAAGAAAUUCACCCAAGUUUGUCGUAGAGAGAAGAAGUAGCGAUACCCGAAUUGAGUUAUGCUGUGCGGGGAAGCCAGGAUUGUUACUGUCUACGGUACAUACUCUAGAAGCAUUAGGGUUGGAGAUUCAAAAGUGUGUUAUAAGCUGUUUUAAUGACUUUGCAAUGCAAGCUUCUUGCUCUGAGGAAAUUGAGCAGAGAAGAGCAAUAGGCUGUGAAGACAUAAAGCAGGAAUUGUUUAGGAAUGCUGGUUAUGGAGGAAGAUGUCUGUAGAAUUCUUUUUUUCUUAGCAAUCAAAAAGGGUGAGACUUUUAGGUUACAACAAUUCGUCUCUGUAAUUUCAAUUUUUGAGUGAGAGCAUUGUGGUAAUUUUGUUUUUUUAAUAAUAAAUAAAUCCUACCCAUC
This is a messenger RNA of Carica papaya (papaya), 1208 nucleotides long. RefSeq names its product transcription factor bHLH93-like. The record is from RefSeq and is a predicted model, not a curated record. Gene Ontology annotation, cellular component: nucleus. Gene Ontology annotation, molecular function: sequence-specific DNA binding; protein dimerization activity; DNA-binding transcription factor activity. Lineage: Eukaryota; Viridiplantae; Streptophyta; Magnoliopsida; Brassicales; Caricaceae. Gene Ontology annotation, biological process: regulation of DNA-templated transcription.